AUGAUUAGUCCCUACACAUCCUUUCAUGUGUCCCAUUCUGAUCAUUGUAGAUUGUUGUUACAGGAAUCCGUGUCAUUCGAAGAUGUGGCUGUGGAUUUCACCCGACAGGAGUGGCACAGACUAGACCCUGCCCAGAGGACCAUGCACAAAGAUGUGAUGCUGGAGACCUAUAGCAACCUGGCAUCUGUGGGCCUCUGCGUGGCCAAACCAGAGAUGAUCUUCAAGUUGGAGCGAGGAGAAGAACUGUGGGUAUUAGAGGAGGAAUCCUCAGGCCAUGGUUACUCAGGAUCGCUCUCACUGCUGUGUGGCAGCAGUUCUGUUGGGGAUAAUGCCCUCAGACAUGAUAACAACCUUCUUCAGCAUCAGAAGAUUCAAACUUUGGGUCUAAAUAUUGAAUAUAAUGGAUGUGGGAAAGGCUUCCAUGAGAAAACUGACUUUGUUAGACAUAAAAGAACACACACAGGGGAUAAAAACUUUGAAUGUCAUGAAUGUGGGAAAGCUUAUUGUAGGAAAUCAAACCUUGUUGAACAUCUGAGAAUACACACAGGGGAGAAACCCUAUGAAUGUGGUGAAUGUGCAAAAACCUUCAGUGCAAGAUCAUACCUCAUUGCUCAUCAGAAAACUCACACGGGAGAGAAGCCCUUUGAAUGUAACGAAUGUGGAAAAUCUUUUGGCAGGAAGUCACAACUCAUUCUACAUAGGCGAACACACACAGGAGAGAGACCCUAUGAAUGUACUGAGUGUGGGAAAACCUUUUCUGAGAAGGCAACCCUCACGAUUCAUCAGAGAACUCACACGGGGGAGAAACCCUAUGAAUGUAGUGAAUGUGGGAAAACAUUUCGUGUAAAGAUAUCCCUUACGCAACACCACAGAACUCACACGGGGGAGAAACCCUAUGAAUGUGGGGAGUGUGGGAAAAACUUCCGAGCAAAGAAAUCCCUAAAUCAACAUCAAAGAAUUCACACAGGUGAGAAACCCUAUGAGUGUGCUGAAUGUGGCAAAUUCUUCCGAAUGAAGAUGACUCUCAAUAAUCAUCAGAGAACUCACACAGGUGAAAAGCCCUAUCAGUGUAAUGAAUGUGGGAAAUCUUUCAGGGUGCACUCAUCUCUUGGGAUCCAUCAGAGAAUUCACACAGGAGAGAAACCUUAUGAAUGUAAUGAGUGUGGCAAUGCCUUCUAUGUGAAAGCACGCCUCAUUGAACAUCAGAGAAUGCAUUCAGGAGAGAAACCCUAUGAAUGUAGUGAAUGUGGGAAAAUCUUCAGUAUGAAGAAAUCCCUCUGUCAACACCAGAGAACUCACACAGGAGAGAAACCUUAUGAAUGUAGUGAAUGUGGCAAUGCCUUCUAUGUGAAAGUACGCCUCAUUGAACAUCAACGAGUUCACACAGGUGAGAGACCCUUUGAAUGUCAAGAAUGCGGGAAAGCUUUCUGCCGGAAAGCACACCUCACAGAACAUCAGAGAACACACAUAGGCCGGCCCUUGCCUUGCACUAUGGAGAAAGCCUCUCCCUGAAGACUUGCCUCAGCAUUGAAUCAAACUUCUUGGGGCAUCUGAUCACCUGGGCACACAGAGCCUGCCUGUAACAAUUUGGCACCUAUGUUUCUGCCAAAAUAUGUCCUGA
Molecule: messenger RNA, 1621 nt
Organism: Carlito syrichta (Philippine tarsier)
Lineage: Eukaryota; Metazoa; Chordata; Mammalia; Primates; Tarsiidae
Gene: ZNF157
Product: zinc finger protein 157
Exons: 3
Coding region: 1-1512 (503 amino acids)
Biological process (GO): regulation of transcription by RNA polymerase II
Molecular function (GO): DNA-binding transcription factor activity; RNA polymerase II cis-regulatory region sequence-specific DNA binding
Source: RefSeq, a predicted model, not a curated record